CAGGUGUGCUGCCGGACCCGCCGGAAGGCGUCUGCUCCUGCUUCCCCGUUGCACUGACGGAAACCGUAGCACGGGAAGAGAGGUUCCGGGGCUGGCCAGGCCCACCGGCGGCGGCAUGGAGACCCGGACCGAGGGCCGGGAGCCGGCCGGCCGCCCGACGCUCGCCUCGUCCUGGGACGCCGCAGGCGGAGUCCUGACCCAAAGCCUGCUCCUCGUCCGGGCUGGUGUCGGCGCUCGGGACCCGGACUGGGAGGCGCUGCUGGCACCGCCAGCUCCCGGUCUUCCCCUCAGCCAGGAGCUGGUGCGGCUGCAGAGGAGUGCGGGCGGCGGGGAGGACAACCCAUGCCUCCUCUACCUCAUGUGUGACCCUGACGCGGCGGAGGAAGUCGCCGCCGUUGGCAUUUUAAGCUCAGCGAGAAAUAUGGAGGUGUACUCAAGCCAGGAGUACUGUGGGACCAGUCGGGGCCGGAGCGUGGGUGCCGCCCUGAAUAGCAGCGAACAAGAGAUUACUUUCUACAAAAAAUAUUUGAAAUUGGAACCCUCUACUCGUGCUUGUAAAAUAAAGUUGCUGUCCUUCGGUGAAGAGCCGUGUGUGCUUGUUGGUAAGGUUGUGGUUCACCUGAGAUCGGCUUCACCAAGCUCGUCCACAAGCUCUCCUGCGCUGGGAUGCAGGGUGGACCUGGACAAGAUCCAGACCAUGAUGGAGUCCAUGGGGUCCAAGUUGUCACCAGGGGCCCAGCAGCUAAUGAACUUGGUUCGGUUCCAGCAGCAAAACCGGAUUCACGUCGCGGAGCAGCUCGAGUCGGUGUUGAGACACACCGGGUACAAGCAUCUCAUUGCCCUGCAGUCACCAGCCGUGACUGGAGCCGCCGAGAGGGCGUCCUCCACACCUCUGCCCUUCAGGACUGGCCUAACACCUGGAAACACGACGGAAGGCUCGGAGGUCUCCAGUGAGCAAAGUCCCCAGGCACCUGGUGGGGAAGGCGCCAUGCUGCUCGACAAGUGUAGAAUUGGGCCCCAGAACCACUCCCUCCUCGAAGCUGAGCUUAGAGACACAGUCUCUUCUCUCUUACCCAAGAAAACCAGGGACGAUGCCAGCAUGCUGCCCUUUCUGCAGAAUUUGUGCAGUCAAGUCAGCCGCCUGCGUGUGAGCCAUGGCACUGAGCGGCUGGAAAGCAGCCCCAAGCCCCAGGAGGCCGUUGCUGCUGUGGGGGUGGAAACACAGCCUGUUUGCUCCUACUUGGAGAAAAUUCUCUCUAAAAAUUUGGAGUUGAUGGAAAAGAAACUCAUGGACCACAUUGAUGAGCGACUGUUGAGACUGCAGGAGCAGCUGGACCGUAAGCUUGCUGUGGUGAUGGAGCUGCUGCAGGGUCCCCACUCGCCGCCCUCUGAGCUGCCUCUGCAACACUGUGACUCUGCAGAGAGGCUCUCCAACGGAGAGCGAUGAGCACUGCCCGCACGCACCACACCCCGCAGUAUUUAUUACGUAUUUAUUACAAAGCCGAGACCCAC
Molecule: messenger RNA, 1512 nt
Organism: Ochotona princeps (American pika)
Lineage: Eukaryota; Metazoa; Chordata; Mammalia; Lagomorpha; Ochotonidae
Gene: C13H10orf88
Product: chromosome 13 C10orf88 homolog
Exons: 6
Coding region: 116-1447 (443 amino acids)
Source: RefSeq, a predicted model, not a curated record